Cuscuta epithymum is the source of this 3521-nucleotide messenger RNA. The record is from the annotation of a GenBank genome assembly. NCBI's taxonomy places the organism in Eukaryota, Viridiplantae, Streptophyta, Magnoliopsida, Solanales, Convolvulaceae.
CUAGACUUGAUGAGGAACAUACACAAAAAAUUUGAGCAAAAAAUAUCACCGGGAAGGCCCCCAAAAGGAGGAGGCCGGACGGCGCUCUGGUCAGGGAAGUCCUGACCGGAAGAUUACUCUAUAUAUAUAUGUAUAUAUAUAUAUAUAUAUUGAUUCUAUAUAUGUGCAGUGCUUCUUUCCAAAAAUCUUGUUGAAGUAUGUCAAUGGUCCAAUUUUCUUUUUGAAUUCUGCCUUUGACUCAUAUCAGGUUAGCUAGCUCCUUGCAUUUUAUUGCUUUUAUAUUUAUUAUAUAUAUAAAUACGUAGUACGAAGUAUAUAUUAUUGCUCGCUGGGUUUAAUAUUUUACUACUGUAAAACUAAUACUCUAAAGUUUUGAUUUUUAUUUCAAAAGAUACGGAAUUCCUUUUCUGAAGAUUUAUACAAUCGUAUAAAAAAUUAUACGAUGAGUCCAAGUGAUAUGAAGAUAUUAAAAGGUAAGUUUUUGUUUCGAUUUAUCUACUCUAUACAAAUUUAAUUUCCAUAUUUUUUCCUGGUUACAUUAGAAAUGUAUUAGGGAUACACAUUGAACAGUAUUGCCGCACUUUCUCUAUAAUUUUACUUUAAGGUUGUUAGAGCAUCUCCAAUGCACUUCUUUUGACAUUGGAGAAAUUUUGCCACAUCAUCAAUUUAAAAAGUGGGAUGAAUUUUUUAUCUCCAACCCAUUCUUUUAUCGGCCCUUUUAAUCCGACAUGGACUCGACACUUUCAGCCCCUCUGUUGGUAUUCAGAAAGCGUGUUUCACGCUGUGAAGAAGGCAAUCUCGCACAAUUUUGCAAAAAAAAAAGCGCUCCAUCCCUGAAAAAAAUGGCGGCAAAAGGUAGUAUAUAUUAUUCGCUUCCGCCGGCCCGCCUCACCCACAGACUCAAGCGGUCUACUGUCGAUGUGAAUCCCCCAAGCAUUCUAUCCAGGUAUUCCGAUAUGAAUUGUUUAUAAUCGGGUUAGAAUUCAUCAAAUGAGAGGUAUUUUUUAUUUGCUGGUUGCUUGAUUGCGGAAGUAAAUUUGAUAAAUUAAGUUAAAUGGGUACUUGCUGGCUAAAUUCUCUGAAACACGUAUUGAAUGUUGGUUUCAGCAAUAUGAACGCUGGUUUCAGCAAUUGUGACAAUACUAUCUAACACAAGUUUACCAUUGUUCAUCUGAAAUUUUGAGAAAGUAAACGUACUCUGGCAGAUUCUCUAAUAUUUUUUUAUGAGGCCAAAGUUUCCCACUUGUCUGGUUGUUGGUGAAUUGUUUUGGGAUUAAGAUGGACAUAGCCAAUCUCUUAAAUAAGGAUGGCCGAACAAGCACGUUUGGUUUCAUAUACAGAGCAUUAUUCUUGAAGGCUUAUUAGUGUGUAAAUGAAAUAUAUGAAUAUUGGAGAUGUGAUUUACCAAUUUUGGGAAAACAGAAUCUUUCAUUACUUUUAUAAAUGAGACUUCGUAUGCAUACUAGAAACUAAACUACUUAUCAAAUUUAAUUAUGCAUUAACAAAUUAAAUGACAUGCUAAUGAGUAAUAGCUUUUGCAAAAUUGCAGGGCAUGGUUGUGAAAAUUUCAAUGUAACUUGUACUCCGUAUAUGUAAAAUCAUUGCAUUAGUUGGAAACUAAGUUAAAAAGUGCUAAACCUGAAACAAUAAAUUUCAAAUAUUUAGUUAUAUACUAUGUGGUACGUAUUAGAGAACUUAUAAGAAGUAUGGAACAUGUAAUGUUUAUAUGCUGCAAUUUUGCAUAUCAUAUAUGCAAUAAGCAUAAAUAUUUAUCAAUUUAGAAUGGAACAAAUUAUAUAUGCAUAAAGUGUAUCAUAUAAUGUUUAGAAUGCUCCAAACAAAUUGUUUCUGGACAUAAAAUGUUCACAUAGUAACAACUAUACACACCAGUUAAAGGAGUUUUUUGUUUUAUUAUUUUUAACAAUUUGGUGUAUCUAAUGACUAUUUAUUUAUCAUAGCAAUACAGAUGGAUUCACAAGACUCAUUUGGGUUUACAAAUACUACACAACCUGCUACUUUUUGCAUGUCCCCAAUGAACAUGAACCAGUUUAAUCCUCCAUCCAAUUACACCGUGCCGUUGCACAGUCCGAAUCAAUUCAACCCACCCGCUGGCUACUCUAUCCCACCUCACAGUAUGAAUCAGUUUACUCCACCUGUCUAUCAUGUUGAUCCAAAAAAUGGAACUAUUCCUUUCCAUAUGGACCAACAUAACUCACAACAAUUCUCCUACCAAGAGCUACUGAACACACCCAUUGUGGCCUCUCAAAGUCCUGAGACCAUUAAGGCAUCAAAUAAGAGAGCUAAAAAUGCUAAAACCUCUAAUACUUCUCAGCAUUCUACUCCUCAACCUUCCAUUCUUAGAAAAGACUGGUCUAUUGAAGAGGAGGUUGCACUAACAGAGGCUUGGCUCUACAUUUCUGUGGAUGCUGAUGUGGGUAAUAAUCAGAAAAACGCUGCCAUGUGGAACCGUGUCCUAGAAGUUUGGAAAGGAAAAAUGGGGCCAGAUCACAACAUAUCAAGAAACAACAAUAGCCUCCAAUGUCAUUGGCAUCAAAUACGAGGUGCCGUAAGUAAAUUUGUUGCGAAGUAUGAGCAGUUGGAACGACGUCCACAAAGUGGUUCAAAUAAGGAUGACUUGGUGAUAAAAGCAUUACGCUUGUAUGAGGAUUUUUAUGGCACUCCAUUCAAAUUUCUCCAUUGUUGGGAAAUAUUGAUCAAGAAUGCAAAAUGGUGCUCACAAAUUCUUACAACGGCAGGGGCAUCAAUCAAUAAAAAUUCUGAUAAUGGCACUUCACCAACAUUGAAUGAGUGCUCAACUACUAUGCCUGAAGAUCUAACACCACCAAAAGAGACUGAUCCGGAUGGAAUUGUUCGCCCACAAGGAAGAAAAAAUUGCAAGGACAAGAAACGCAAGUUACAUGAAGAAAAAGGUGUGGUGGAUGCCUUAAAUAAGUUGCAAUCAACUUUGGAGAAACAAGUUGAUGUUAAUCGAGCAAGCAUGCAAAUGAGAGAACAAGUGUUGAUGAAAGAGAUUGAAUUAAAAGAAAAGGCUCAAAAACUAAAAGAGGAAGGUCAAAGGAGACAGUACCAAAACCGCAUUAUGAACCAAGAUCUAAGUAAGUUGUCACCAUCUGUUAGAGCUUCUUAUGAUGUUAUGCAGGCAAAGAUAUUGAAAGAAUGGGAGAGUGAUGGUCUUUUCUAAUAUACAAAAGUUGCAUUUGAGAGGGACAAAGUUUGAAGGCCUUGGUUUACCAUUUCUCAUGAACACUCUAUGAUCCAGAAGUUUUUCAUUUAUUUGCAUUCUUUGUUAUUUGUUUACUGAUUUUGAACACCUACAUAAAGUAUUAAGUUUUUGUCCUUCAUUUAAUUUUGAACACAUUCAAUUGUGUCUUAGUUUUCAUGUUCAGAAUGAAUGUCAUCUUUGCUUUUCAUGUGUGGGUUUUCUAUAGUAUGGACAGUAGCACGAGUUGUGCAGGAAAAAACAGAUCCGGAGUAUUAUUUAUACUUUAAUUUGUUGAGAC